Macrobrachium nipponense is the source of this 2119-nucleotide messenger RNA. RefSeq lists its product as uncharacterized. The coding region runs from base 17 to 448 and encodes 143 amino acids. The record is from RefSeq and is a predicted model, not a curated record. NCBI's taxonomy places the organism in Eukaryota, Metazoa, Arthropoda, Malacostraca, Decapoda, Palaemonidae. The transcript is spliced from 5 exons.
AGGAAUAGAAUAAAAGAUGGCAGAGAAAAAGUUACUCCUCAGGAGUUGCUGUUUUGGAUGUUCACUGCGAAUCGGAUCGCUUAUUGUCGCCAUCCUCAGUCUGAUACUCGGUUUCAUCGGCCUAGGACUAAGCAUCUUCGCUGGACUGAACGGUUCGGCGGGAGGAUGGCUGAACGUUGCUAUUAACGUUUUCAACAUCGUCCUCUCAGCACUUCUCAUCCAUGGCAUUAAAACAGAGCAACAUCGCUUCGUCCUCGCCUGGGUAUGGACGACGAUGGUCACUGUCAUCCUGACGGUCUUCCUGGGCGUCUUCGUCAUCCUCCUGUCCUCAUCGGUCACGGAGGGCGUCAUCCUCUUUGCGUUCGCCCUAAUCCAGACUUAUUUCAUCCUCGUCGUUAGGUCCUACUCAGCCACGCUGGAGAGUCUGGAGCUCCCAGUGUCGCAUUAGGAACUGCAGAUGAGAUCAUCAUAAUCACCAUUAUCCGUAUGAAUAUCAUCAUCUUCGUUAUUUAUUUUAUCUAGAUUCUCUUUUCGUCCUCAUUCGGUCCACCUGAUGGGCCUCAUUUAUCUGUCAGUUACAUUUCAUGUAGGUUUCCAGAAUAAAUUGUUUUCCAUUAUAACUUUUUUUUAAUGGAUAUAUCUUUAGUGUUUAUUGUUUUACCAAAUGUCUUCGAGUUUUCACAUGUAUAGUUUUUUUGUUUGAAGUCCAUUUCCAGUUUAUUGGAUAAGUUCAUGCUAAGAUGCAAUACAUUACUCUCCUAAAAACUAUUCUCCUUGUACGUUGAUAAUGUAUUUGCAUUUGUAUCUGUUGAUGUAUUGGUUUGUUCGUUUCUCUGUGUUUUCUAAUUGCUGAUCUCUUCAUAAUAAUAGUUUGGAUUCUUGUGCACGAAGCUGCAGCUUGUGGUUGAAAGUUUGCUUCAUCAAGCCAUAUAGUUGCAGCUGCACACUCCUAUGUGUCCUUAGAAUUAUCAUAUCGUUUCCUAUUCGUUCUCUUUGCUUGUUUGUGUGGUAUUUCUACGUUGCAUGGAACCAGUGGUUAUUCAGCAACGGGACCAACAGCUUUACGUGACUUCCGAACCACGUCGAGAGUGAACCUUUAUCACCAGAAGUACACAUCUCUAACGCCUCAAUACAAUGCCCGAGAAUCGAACUCGCGGCCACCGAGGUAGCAGGCCAAGACCAUACCGAUCACGCCAAUGAGGCGCUCAGCGCUGCAGAGUGCUCGUAGUCAUCUUCGCUGUUGCCAGAUCUGUUCUCUAUGGUGUUUUCUUUUCCUUCAUCUCCUAGAUUCCUAGAACAUUAGCCUUCGAAAGAUUUGUAGCCUUUUUAUUUUUUCCCUUUAUUGUAAGUUGUGAUAUUUAUUUCUUCAAGUUUUUCUUUCUCAUUUUUGCAUCUUGUAACGUUGGUCUGUCUGAUAAUUAUAAUCAAUUAAGUUUCGAUCUCGUCUGCUUUCUAUACUCCAUAAGAAUUUCACGAGUCCCUGACAUAAUAUUUUUCUCUUUUUUACAUUACUCUUUGCUUUUAGGUUCAACUGGUAUCAGAAAUGAAGCAUUUUCGUUUCUUUCAGUUUGACUCAGCCUGUAGUUUUAUUUAUCCCUUCUGUAUUUGGAACCAGAUCACCCAAUUUAUCUACUUGGUGACUUCACCUAAGUGAAAUUCUCCGCGUUUAUCUAGAUGUAUUUUCUUCAUCAUUUUCUCGAGAGACAUUCCACAUCAUCUCCAAACUGUUCGGCUGUGACAGGCAUUUAUGUCACCUGCUUUUUAUUUUAUAAUCCAUGGCAGCUAAUGAUGCUUUCCUUCCCGUUGUUGCCAUAUUUUCGAGUCAAUGUACAGGGAAUAUUUUCACCAUGCCAUCACUGUAUGUGGCGCUGCUGGAUGUAGACUUCACAUACAGUACGAAGUCGACCUUUUAAUUGCCACAAACGCUACGAUGAGCUUGUUUUUUGUCUGCUCAUCAUCAUAGUACUAUGACUAAUCAUUUUCACCGUAUCGUCUCUUCAUUAUUAUAGCCUUUCUGGUCCUUUUUUUCCUGUUUAUACACGUUUUUAAGUGUCCCUAUUAAACCCCCACCCAAGACUUUUUCAUGGUAUCUGACCCAGAAAAAUAAUUUAAUAUUUUC